Cornus florida is the source of this 1476-nucleotide messenger RNA. RefSeq lists its product as uncharacterized. The transcript has 5 exons. Bases 1 to 1476 code for a protein of 491 amino acids. The record is from RefSeq and is a predicted model, not a curated record. Lineage: Eukaryota; Viridiplantae; Streptophyta; Magnoliopsida; Cornales; Cornaceae.
AUGUGGCAGCAUGAAGAUGAACGCCUCCAAGACUUUCUUACCAGAUUCAAUUUAACCAAGAGUAUAGUGAUUGAGUGCCAUCCAUCCAUGGCAGUUCAGGCAUUUAAGUUGGCCAUGAUUCGCUGGACUCCGUUCCACACAAGUCUGGUGGUGAACACGCCACAGACCAUGGAUGAGUUGAAUGAAAAAGCUGAUGGUUUUGUUCCUCAUGAAGAUCCGUUAGUCAUUAGUUUGACAGUGGCUGAAUGUUUGGUACGUAGAGUUCUGAUUGAUCCUGGAAGUAGUGCGAACGUCAUACCGAGGGACACAUUUGAUCGGCUCGAGAUCAAGCCAGACCAGCUCAAGCCCACUCAGAAUCCUUUGCUAGGGUUUGAUGGAAAACGAGUGGAGCCCAUCGGUAUAGUGGAAGUAGCAGUGCAUGCUGUAGAGAGGGUUCUAAUGGAGAGCUUUGUAAUGAGAUGCCUGGGGCCAAAUAGCACCAAGGUGAUUGACAUUCAUGGGGACCAAGUUACAACUAAGGAAUGUUAUUCAGUGACACUGAAAUCUGCUGAGAAAGGAAAAGCACCUAUCGAUCAAUCUAGGCCAGAGCGAUCUACUCGAGUGGGAGUCAGACUCGCCGAAAGGGAAAAACAGGAUUUAAUUGAUUUCUUAUCUCACAAUGCUGAUGUAUUUGCCUGGAGUCACUCAGAUAUGCCCGAAAUUAGCCCUUUGGUAUCAUGUCACUCUCUGAACGUUAACCCCAAUGCAAGACCUGUAAAGCAGAAGCAGGGAAGGUUUGCUCUAGAGCGCAACCGGAUCAUAGCCGAGGAUGUUGAUAGGCUGCUUGAUGUAGGAUUCAUAAAAGAAAUGUACUAUCCUGACUGGUUGUCAAAUGUUAUUGUUGUGCAGAAGAAGAAUGGGAAAUGUCGAGUGUGCAUUGACUUCACCAAUUUAAACAAAGCCUGUUCGAAGGAUAGUUUUCCGUUGCCCAAGAUUGACCAAAUGGUGGAUGCUACUACUGGGUACGAGCGUUUAACCUUCUUAGAUGCUUAUUCAGGUUAUAAUCAGAUCCCCAUGGACCCUGCUGAUGAAGAAAAACUUUUUCGUUACCGAGCGAGGGACCUAUUGCUACAAAGGAAGAUUGUGGAAGCCUACAUUGACGACAUGGUAGUAAAAAGUAAGAAGAAAGUUGACCAUCUGAAACAUCUACAAGACGUAUUUGAUGUGUUGAGACAAUAUGGAAUGAAGCUUAAUCCAACCAAGUGCUCAUUAGGCGUGAGUUCUAGUCAGUUCCUGGGACGCGUGGUUAAUCAUAGAGGCAUAGAAGCAAGCCCUGCCCAAGCAGAAGCUCUGACUAAGAAUGCUGAGCAGAAGACAAUCAAAGAAGUGCAAGCACUUACGGGUCUGAUAGCCGCAUUAAGCUGGUUCAUUUCCAAAUUAUCAGAUCACUGCAAAUCAUUUUUUGACACAAUACGAAGCCAUGGGAGACAAGUUUAG